CUGCCCCGCCCGCGCCCCGCCCACGCCAUGCUCGCGUCCCGCAUCCCGGCCUGCCCCGCGGGGGUCCACCACCACCCGGUGGCGGUAGCGGCGCUGGACACGGACAGCGACUGCAGCAGCUGCAGCUGCACCGCGUCCCCGUCGGAGCGCGCCAGCUCGGCCAGCCUCAGUGACAGCCCCGCCAGCAGCCCGAGCCCCAGCGGUGACAGCGACCACGCCGACGCCAACAGCCCUGUCUGCGCCGCCGAGCUCGCCGACAAGCUCAUCAUGGGCUCCCUCAAGCGGCAGCGCGAAAGCGAGGACAGCUGGUACGCCAGCACGCCGGAGCGGGGCCGGCACGAGGCGCUGCUGCGCAAGGCCCUGGACGUGAUCCUGGAGGAGGCCGUGUUCGGCGGCACGAGCCGCACCGGCAAGGUGUGCGAGUGGCGAGACCCCGAGGAGCUCCGCAAGGCCAUGGACCUGUCGCUGCCCCACGGCGACACCGAGGGCCCCGCGGACGACGCCACGCUGCUGCAGCUCGUCAGGGACACCAUCAAGUACUCCGUCAAGACGGGGCACCCGUACUUCAUCAACCAGCUGUACUCAGGCCUGGAUCCGUACGGCCUGAUCGGCCAGUGGCUGACAGACGCGCUCAACCCCAGCGUGUACACGUACGAGGUGUCCCCCGUGUUCACGCUCAUGGAGGAGGCCGUCCUGCAGGAGAUGAGGAACAUCGUGGGCUUCCCCGUGGACCAGGGCGACGGCAUCUUCUGCCCCGGCGGCUCCCUCGCCAACGGCUACGCCAUCAGUUGCGCGCGCUACCACCACUUCCCCGAAGUCAAGGUCAAGGGGAUGCACGCGCUGCCGCGCCUGGCCGUGUUCACGUCGGAGGACGCGCACUACUCGGUGGUCAAGAUGGCCACGCUGAUGGGGCUGGGCGCCGAGAACGUGCGCCUGGUGCGCGCCGACACGCGCGGCCGCAUGGACGUGGCCCACCUGGAGGAGCUGGUGGCGGCGGCGCGCGAGGAGGGCGUGCACCCGCUCAUGGUGUCGGCGACGGCGGGCACCACGGUGCUGGGGGCGUUCGACGCGGUGGACGCGCUGGCCGACGUGUGCCAGUGCCACGGCAUGUGGCUGCACGUGGACGCGGCGUGGGGCGGCGGCGCGCUCAUGUCGCGGCGGCGGCGCCACCUGCUGCGCGGCGUGCACCGCGCCGACUCCGUCACCUGGAACCCGCACAAGCUGCUGGCCGCGCCGCAGCAGUGCUCCACCUUCCUGACGCGCCACUCCGCCGUGCUGCCGUCCGCGCACUCGGCGCACGCCGCCUACCUCUUCCAGCCCGACAAGUUCUACGACACGCGCUACGACACGGGCGACAAGCACGUGCAGUGCGGCCGGCGCGCCGACGUGCUCAAGUUCUGGUUCAUGUGGAAGGCCAAGGGCACUCUGGGGCUGGAGAAACACAUCGACCACCUGUUCGACAACGCGACGUACUUCAAGGAGGCCAUUCGGUGCCGGCCCGGCUGGGAGCUGGUGCUGCGAGAGCCGGAGUGCACCAACGUGUGCUUCUGGUACGUGCCGCCCAGUCUGCGUGGCCAGCAGGGCCAGCCCGACUACAACCAGCGCCUGCACAAGGUGGCGCCGAAGAUCAAGGAGGGCAUGAUGAAGGAGGGCUCCAUGAUGGUGACGUACCAGCCGCUGCGCGGCCUGCCCAACUUCUUCCGGCUGGUGCUGCAGAGCUCGGCGACCACCGUCGAGGACAUGGACCACUUCAUCUGCGAGAUCGAGCGGCUCGGCUGCGGCCUCUAGCCUGUUCUGUUCUCCGGAACUCGACUUAUUUAUCUCCCCUUGUUUGUUAGCAGCGCGGCAACGCGGCAACGCCGGCGUCGGGAAGCGGAGUGAGUUCCAUUCCGUACCCGUCUGCGAGUAGUCGCUUGUCAUAGGUGUCUCAUUAGUGCCGCAGCUCGCACCUUAUUUAUACAUAUGUACAUAGAACGGGCUGUCAUGUUUGUUCCGAGCGUCCACGGGCACGGACGUGCGAUGUGUUGAUUUCAUGUGAUAUUUCAUGUCUAGUAGUGUCGAAGAGCUAAAUUUAUUGUUUGUUGAGUGCGUGUACCACACUUCUCCUCGAGGCAAAAAAAAAUGCAUAAAUAGGCAA
Messenger RNA from Thrips palmi, 2137 nucleotides. It is a transcript of the gene black, whose product is annotated as cysteine sulfinic acid decarboxylase. NCBI's taxonomy places the organism in Eukaryota, Metazoa, Arthropoda, Insecta, Thysanoptera, Thripidae. Bases 28 to 1788 code for a protein of 586 amino acids. Gene Ontology annotation, cellular component: cytoplasm. The record is from RefSeq and is a predicted model, not a curated record. Gene Ontology annotation, biological process: carboxylic acid metabolic process. Gene Ontology annotation, molecular function: pyridoxal phosphate binding; carboxy-lyase activity. The transcript is spliced from 6 exons.